AUGGGUGAAACACAUUCUGGAUUCACUCCAGGCGAGAUCGACGGCCACGAACUCGAAGUGCUAGGCGACAAAACUGGAGAUACGCAAGUACGUAUCGCAGACGAAGAUGUGGCAAAGUCCAGCAAAGAUACGAAGAAGGAGGAUCCCCAAGGUGGCAUGAGAUACUACUGGCGAGUAUUCGGAUAUGCCACAGCCUGGGAUACCAUCUUCUAUACCAUUGCAAUCCUCGCAUCCAUCGCCCUGGGAGCCAUCGGCCCACUCAUGACAAUAGUCUUCGGCCGCUUCAUCACGAAAUUCAACGACUUCGUUUCCGCGCAAAAUUCCGCAAACCAAUUCCUCCAAGAUGUCGACCAAGCGACCGCCAUGCUCGCCGGCCUUUUUGCUGCAAAAUUCGCACUGGCAUAUCUCGCAAACUUACUUAUCAGCAUCGCCGCAACACAUGUGACCUGUGCUCUCCGGGCAGACUACCUCCGCAAAACUCUCAGCCAAGAGAUCGCGCUUUUCGAUAGAGAACAGCAGUCCGUGGCAACGCAUUUGACGAGCAGCGGCGAUACGAUCAAUCUUGGAAUCGGAGAGAAGUUAUCGUCGUUAAUUCAAGGUCUGGCAGUGUUCUUCGCCGCCAUCGUAGUGGCUCUCACUGUGAGUUGGAAACUCGCACUCAUCACGCUAAGUUUAAUCCCAGCAUGGUUCAUCAUCGUCGGCUUCGCCAUCUCCAAGGAUACUAAAAUCGAAGCUGCGAGUCAGCAAGCACUUUCCCAAGCGACGAACGUUGCGCAGGACGCGUUUGGACUUAUCAAGACUGUGCGGGCUUUUGGUGCUGAGCAGAAAUUACUGGCCAAGCAUAAUGAUCUUCUGGAUGCUGCGAAUGAAGCCGGACGCAGGAAACCACUGAUUUAUGGGAUUCUCUAUUCUUCUCAGGCUUUUAUCGUGUCUUGCAUAUUCGUGUUGGCUUUCUGGCAAGGCUAUGAAUUGUACGAAAGCGGCGAUAUUGGAUCCAGCGGACCGGUGUUUACUGUUCUGCUUUCAGUCUGCAUGGCAAACGGUGCCAUUCAACAAAUCGGACCUCAACAGCAAGCUGUCGCGAAUGCUAGUACAGCAGCAAAAGCCCUCUUUCAGACAAUCGACAGACCUUCACUUCUGGAUCCAUUAUCAGAAUCCGGCCAAAGAUGUAUGCAACAAGGUCAAAUCGAAAUCAAAAAUCUUACAUUCGCGUAUCCUCAACGACCAGAGAUCAAAGUACUAAAGGAUCUCAACCUCUUCAUCCCAGCUCGUAAAACCACAGCCCUGGUCGGCCCAAGCGGCUGCGGAAAAUCCACCCUCAUCGCCCUCCUCGAACGCUUCUACGAAAUCCCGUCAUCCUCCUCACCAGACCAAGCAGGCUCAAUAACCCUCGACGGAAUCCCCCUCUCUCAAUACAACACCCGCUACCUCCGCAGCAACAUCGGUCUCGUCCAACAAGAACCUACUCUCUUCUCCGGAACUGUAUUUGAAAACGUCGCAAUGGGUUUCACAAAUAAACAACAAAACCUUCCAUUUCAGACUCAGAGGGAAAUAGUACAAGAUGCCUGUCGACAAUCUAACGCGCACGGUUUCAUCAUGGAUUUACCAAGAGGGUAUGCUACGAAUAUUGGGGAGAAGGGUGCGAUGUUAAGUGGUGGACAGAGGCAAAGGAUUGCGAUCGCGAGAGCGGUUGUGUCGAAUCCGAGGAUCUUGUUGUUGGAUGAGGCGACGAGUGCGUUGGAUCCGGGGACGGAAAAAGUAGUGCAAGCUGCGUUGGAGAGCGUGAUGAAGGGGAGGACGACGGUUGUUAUCGCGCAUAGGUUGGCGACGGUGAGGAAUGCGGAUAAGAUUGUGGUGUUUGGGGAGGGGAAGGUGCUAGAGGAGGGGAGUCAUGGGGAGUUGAUGAGGAGGGAGAAUGGGAAGUAUGCGGGGAUGGUUAGGGCGCAGGAUUUGGGUGGUUCGGUUUCGGUUGGAGGACUGAAGGAGGAGGAGGAUGAGAGGAAACGGCGGCUGAGCAAUGAGAUGUUUUCGUUGCAAGAUUUGUUGGAUUAUCAUCAGACUGGAUCGAGGAUGAGCUUCGACAGCGAUAGCAAGGGGAGCUACGAGAGUGAUGAAAAAGAUGAUGAUGUCGAGGAAAAAGAAGAUGUCGACGACAUGGAACUGGAACGGCAAGACAUCCAUUCAUAUGCCACCUGCAACCGGACCUCAAGAGACUUUACACGCGCCCGACCCGAACUCUCAACUCCCCGCGUCACAUCCGAAGGCCUCAAACACUCCCUCCUCAAAUGUUUCUUCCUCAUGCUCAAAGAAAACCGCCCUUCCCACUGGCACCACUACCUCAUCCUCUCCUUCGGCGCAGCAAUCGGCGGAGCCGUAAACCCAAUCCAAGCGAUCCUCUUCUCCAAACUCAACGAUGCCUUUGUCUUGCCAGAAAAGGAAGGUCAACGACAAGCGACUUUCUCCGCACUCGUUUUUCUCGCCAUGGCGUUCGCCACAGCCAUAAGCUAUUUCUGCGUAGGCUACACCUGCCAUAUCAUCGGUCAACGACUCGCGACAAAGUAUCGUCGGGAACUACUGGAUCGGUAUUUACGCAUGGAUCAAGAAUUCUUCGAUCUACAUCAUGUUGCGAAUUUGACGACGAAAUUGAAUGAUGUUCCGGCUGCGAUUCGAGAGCUCUUGUCGUCGAGUAUGGUUGUGAUUUCCAUCGUCCUGGUGAGCUUGGUCGCUUCUAGUAUUCUAGGUAUAGUCUGGGGCUGGAAACUCGGACUUGUUCUGGUCUUUGGCGGUCUCCCAAUUUUGAUUGGCGCUGGCUAUGUGAAGAUCCGGUGCGAGAAUCAAUACGAGGAACAGAAUGCGAAGCAUUUUGCGAAUAGUGCUGCGUUGGCGAUUGAAUCUACUGCGGCUAUCCGGACGAUUGCGUCGUUGACGAUGGAGCCACAGGUGAUGGAUCAAUACAACGCGGCUGUGCGGAAGGAUGCGAUGAAGUCGAUUCGGUACUUCGUCUUUGCUACGGCACCGUAUGCUUUGUCGCAGUCGUUGGAGUAUUUGAUCAUCGCUCUCGGAUUCUGGUAUGGGUCUCGUCUUGUGGCCAGACGCGAGUACACGACACAGCAGUUCAUGGUCGUCUUCACAGCGAUCAUCUUUGCCGGACAAGCUGCCGCGGCGUUCUUCUCGUUCAGUAGCUCGCUGGCCAAAGCUCGAUCUGCGGUCAAUUACAUCCUUUGGCUACGCACGGUUGAGAGCCAGAUUCGGGAGACUUCGAUCAACAUGGGUAAAGGAUCCUCUGGAAGCCAAGCAGAAGUGAAGUUCGAUGGCGUGGAAUUUCGAUAUCGAAAACGGCCGACUGUGUCUGUUCUCAAGGGGAUGAACUUCAGGAUAGAGUCUGGUCAGUACGCGGCAUUCGUGGGACCUUCGGGCUGCGGCAAGAGCACAGUCAUCAGCCUCAUCCAAAGAUUCUACGAUCCGUUAUCAGGCCAGAUAAUGCUGAAUGGGCAGGGAGUAUCAGCCAUGUCGCCUCACCUGUACCGCAAGCAUAUAUCGCUCGUGCAGCAGGAGCCGGGAUUGUUUCAAGGGUCCAUUCGGGAUAACGUCACGAUUGGCCUCGACGAAGAGGUAUCCGACGAUCGUGUGCGAGAAGCACUUCGCAUGGCAAAUUGUCUUGACUUUGUCAGCUCAUUGCCCGAAGGGCUGGAGACUGCAUGCGGCGGAGGUGGAAGUCAGAUGUCUGGUGGACAGAGACAGCGAAUAUCGAUAGCGCGAGCGCUGAUCCGGAGACCGCAAUUGCUUCUUCUUGACGAGGCUACAUCUGCACUGGACACGCAGAGCGAAAGAAUUGUCCAGGAGUCUCUGGAGAGUGCCAGAUUAGGGCGAACGGUCGUGGCUGUUGCUCACCGGCUGAGUACAGUUCGCAAUGCGAAUGUGAUUUUCGUGGUCGGUGAGGGGAAGAUUGUCGAGUGUGGUUCUCAUGAGGAACUUCUUCGAGCCAAAGGGUUGUAUUAUGCCAUGUGCCAGGCCCAGUCCAUCGGCUUAGAAUAGAGAAACCAGUUCCUUUCGUAACAGAGGAAUACACUUCGUGGCUGUUCCAUUUCAACUCCUUUUCAAGAGCCUGCUUUGGCAGUUACUGGAAAUGGUCGCCUGCUGAGUGUGGUGAUCUUCCUGUUGCUGCAUGGGCCCACCUCACUGUUGAUCACAAAGGCUGAACGAGAGCGGCAGAAAGAAGGACACGUCUGAGAAUGUGAAAUGACCCACGUAGACUCGUACCGCUAUGGUUUGUGCAGGUUCGCGGGUCGCCAUAUACUCACUGGUGUUACUGAGACAGAUCAACGGGUGUGAAGAGACGAUGAAGCCGCUCAGAAUCCCGGUCUGGCGACGAUGGGAGGGAGGGCUUCUCGAUCGCUUCGACGCACGAUCACUUGCAUCAGAGAUCUCAUGCUGUUGUUGACUUCGGCGGAUGCCGUUCGAAACGUCCUCGGUGCUCCGCACGCCUUCGAAUCUCGUUCUGUGGCCCAGUACAAUGGGGCGCCGCGUCAGAAUAACGGCUUCUUCACACUCGAAUCUCGGCUGCCAAAAGACUGCACGUCACGAAGGCUGCUGUCAGCCUGUCAGCGAUGUUUGCCCGACGCCUCGUC
This is a messenger RNA of Cercospora beticola, 4628 nucleotides long. RefSeq names its product ABC transporter ATP-binding protein. Gene Ontology annotation, molecular function: ATP hydrolysis activity; ATP binding; ABC-type transporter activity. Gene Ontology annotation, cellular component: membrane. Gene Ontology annotation, biological process: transmembrane transport. The record is from RefSeq and is a predicted model, not a curated record. Lineage: Eukaryota; Fungi; Ascomycota; Dothideomycetes; Mycosphaerellales; Mycosphaerellaceae.